CAUCAUCAGUCGAAUAAAUUUUUCUGCUCGUUCAAUAUACACGUAAGUGUAUAUUAUUAUAUAUUCUACAGUCAAUACUGAAGUUUAAACAGUAUAUUAUUAUACAGACACUACUGGAAAUAGAAAGGAAUAUCAUGACAGACAAAAAUAAUAUUUUAUACUUGUUCGAUCGUCCUACUGAACCUAUAUUCAUUGGGAAAGGCGAUGAUAAUGUGUCUUUCGAUGUGCCUACUGAAUACUUGAUCGACCGUUACAAGCCAUUGGCAUCGGACAUUCAAACUCGUUUUCCCGGUGGUAAAACCAUUCCAAUCAUCAAGUUGAACAAUAUUCCUGACUUAUCGAUUCCACUAGGACUUAGUAGAGAUGCGCCAUUUUCGCUUUUCAACCCAUCCCACAGUAAAAUGGCCUCGAAGCUCAUCGAGAUUCUUAUGAACACGAAAUCGUUCGACGAACUCUUAUCACUUUCCGUGUACUGUCGCGACCGGAUCAACCCGUACAUGUUUAUUUACGCACUGUCCGUAGUAAUAAUACACAGACCCGACACUCGCAAUUUAAGACUACCAUCGCACUCCGAAAUGUUUCCUAGUCUGUACAUGGACUCUUCGGUGUUCAGCCGCGCCAGAGAAGAAUCGGCUGUGGUUCAAGCCGGCUCUAGGACUCCAAUCGAAAUACCGCACGAUUAUUCUGCCAACAACCUGGACUUGGAGCACAGGAUUAGUUAUUUCCGCGAAGACAUUGGCAUCAACCUGCAUCACUGGCAUUGGCAUUUGGUCUACCCGUUCGACGGACCGCUCAAUAUUGUAAAUAAGGACAGGCGUGGUGAAUUAUUUUUUUACAUGCACCAACAAAUUAUAGCUAGAUACAACAUGGAACGGUUAAGCAAUAAUUUGAAUAGAGUAGUUCGUUUGACCAACUGGAAUGAACCGAUUGCAGAGGGUUACUUCCCAAAAUUAGAUAAUAUUUUAGCAAAUCGUGUGUGGCCUCCAAGACCUGCCAAUGCAGUACUAAAAAAUAUUAGCAGAGAAGUAGAACAAAUCACAUUUGACAUAGAAGAUCUUGUGCGUUGGAGAGACCGUCUGUUCAAUGCUAUUCAUUCUGGAUUUAUUAUCAACACUGCUGGUCAACAAGUUAGAUUAACUGAAAAUGAAGGAAUAAACAUAUUAGGAAAUCUUAUCGAAGCUAGUAUAUUAAGUCAAAAUCCAAAUUUAUAUGGUUCUCUUCAUAAUAACGGUCACAAUGCAAUCGCUUAUAUUCACGAUCCUGAUAAUAGAUUUUUGGAAAACUAUGGCGUUAUGGGUGACUCAGCAACAGCUAUGCGAGAUCCAGUAUUUUAUCGCUGGCACGCAUAUAUUGAUGAUAUAUUCCAAGAAUUUAAAUCUACCAUACCAAGUUAUACUGUUCAAAAUUUGGGCUUCGACAGCGUAAAUGUGCAAAGCGUCGAAGUAACAGCUACUGGGUUACCGCGUAAUGAAUUUGCGACGUUUUGGCAGCAAAGUGACACUGAGUUAUCUAGAGGUUUGGACUUUUUGCCACGUGGAUCUGUAUUUGCACGAUUUACUCACUUACAACACGCUCCAUUCAAUUAUAAGAUUGUUGUUGAGAACAAUGGAAAUCAGCGAGUUGGAACAGUUCGUAUCUUCUUGGCACCUAAAUUUGAUGAACGUGGUUUACCAUUCUUAUUCAGAGAACAAAGAAAACUUUUUGUUGAACUUGACAGAUUUAGUGUAUCGUUAAAAAGGGGAAGAAACGAAAUCGUUCGUCGAUCAAUUGAAUCAUCAGUUACUAUACCACAUGAAGUAACUUAUAGAAAUCAAGGAAGUAACAGACCAGCCGCCAAUACAGAUGCAGCGGCAACAUUCAACUUUUGUGGUUGUGGGUGGCCACAAAACAUGUUGAUAGCUAAGGGAUCAGUAGAUGGGUUCCAGUGUCAAUUGUUUGUUAUGGUAUCUAAUGGUGAAAAUGAUCAGGUGCCGAAUGCGCAAGGAGACGCACAAGUGUGCGACGACGCGUCUAGCUACUGUGGCGUUCUUAAUUCCCGUUAUCCGGACGCCAGGUCCAUGGGCUAUCCAUUCGACCGCUUGCCACGGGACGGUGUUGUCACUCUCCAACAGUUUUUGACGCCCAACAUGGUCACGCAAGAUGUGCGCAUUCGUUUCAACAACCGUACUGUAGCUCCGUUGCAAAACGCUACAGCGAACAGACCCGCAACUACUGGUAACAGGAGGAACUGAGGCAUUGGCAAAUCGCAGUGAACACAAUACGCACGAUCAAAUUACUUUACACCGAUUUUAAAUACGUCUAAAUAGCAUAUUAUCGUUGUCAUUAGUCGAUGUAUUGACAUUAACAUGUCUUUUCUUGUAACAUUUGAAUAACUACUUUAUGAUCACUAUUAUCGUUACCAAGACAAACGCGUAAAUAAUAUAAUAGGUAUAUAAAACUGAAAACAAAUUUCUUUUUUUUUUCAAUUCAAAACUGUCAAAGAAACAUGUUCAUAUUUUAAAUCAUGGCCCAAUUUCUUUCUCAAAUCCCGGGGAGGGAUACCUAGGUGGCUAGGUCGAUUUCUCUCAUUUAAACCAUAAUAUUAUUACCACAACGAAAAUUGUACAUUAAUCACUAUGUGCAUGUCAAUAUCUGUGUCUUGAUUUUAUUAUACUAAUUUUUCUAUUCGAUUUUUAUCAAAUUGUAUUUAUUAAUGUAUUAUACAUAUUAAUAUACUACAUAAUAUGCACAUUAUACUUACAAUAUUAUUGA
This is a messenger RNA of Rhopalosiphum maidis (corn leaf aphid), 2751 nucleotides long. Its product is annotated as phenoloxidase 1-like. The coding region runs from base 135 to 2231 and encodes 698 amino acids. The record is from RefSeq and is a predicted model, not a curated record. Gene Ontology annotation, molecular function: oxidoreductase activity. Lineage: Eukaryota; Metazoa; Arthropoda; Insecta; Hemiptera; Aphididae. The transcript is spliced from 13 exons.